AUGAAGAAGUCUAUUAGCAACAAAAACACUGGUAUAGCAUGGGUAGAUGGCAAAUGCCUAGAAGAUCUACACUUUGUUGCUGAUGUUGCACUACUGAGCAAUACCCCAAAAAGCUACAAAGACAGACAGACAGACAACCUGGCAAAAAGUCAAUUGUUUACUUGUUUUAUUUUUGUUUCUUCCUUUUCCCUGAAUAAACACAUUGGAUUGCAAGGGUUACCAGGUCUUCCAGGAAAGGAUGGAUCCCCUGGACCAAAAGGAGACAGAGGUGCAGAAGGACCAAAAGGAGACUGUGGAGGCACAGAAUGUGAGCUUUUAAAAACUGAAAUAAGUGAUUUACAAGAACAACUGAAGACCCUGAAAGCUACUGUCAGCCAAAUCCAAAAAGCUUGGAUUUUCCAAAAUGGCAAUAGUGCCAGUGAAAAAACAUUUGUAGCCAAUGGUGCUGAAGGUGACUUUGAGACCUCAAAAGCCACAUGUUCCCAAGCUGGUGGCCUGAUUGCUUCUCCAAGGAAUUCUGCAGAGAACAGCGCCAUACAGCAAAUAGUAGUUCGUCAUAACAAAGUAGCAUAUAUUGGAAUAAACGAUAUACAAACAGAAGGUUCAUUUAAGUAUCUAAGUGGCGAAGCAAUAGAAUACUCAAACUGGGCUGCAAGAGAACCAAAUAAUGUUGGUGGAAUUGAAGACUGUGUAGAAGUAUAUUCAGAUGGCAGAUGGAAUGACAAAUCCUGUAAUGAAAAACGAUUAAUAAUCUGUGAAUUUUAAUCUCCCUGACCUUGUAGUUUUCAUUAAAAUUAGUUGUACAAGUUGACUUGCAGCUUUAAAAAUUA
Molecule: messenger RNA, 830 nt
Organism: Chelonoidis abingdonii (Abingdon island giant tortoise)
Lineage: Eukaryota; Metazoa; Chordata; Testudines; Testudinidae
Product: pulmonary surfactant-associated protein D-like
Biological process (GO): ossification
Molecular function (GO): growth factor activity
Source: RefSeq, a predicted model, not a curated record